AUGGCACACGAUACUGCCUCACCUCUGACCGAGAACCCGAGUGACGAGUUGCCUCGCAAGCGUGUCAAGCGUAACUACGUCGCCUGCCGCCGAUGUCACUCACAAAAAAUCAAGUGCAGCGGGGGCCUACCUUGUGGAAGUUGCAGUCACGCCAAGAAGGCGCAGGAAUGCCGAUAUCCUUCGCGUGAUCGCAAAGUGACAGUUAUGGAGCGCUAUCUCAGGACCUUGGAAACAGAAAAUGCGGCUUUCAAGCAAGCGCAGAGUGCUGGUUCAUCACUUGACCGAACUGUUCGCAAUGCGCCAGAAGCUACGGACGGGACGUUACAAGCGGAUGAUGAGAUGCAAAGUCAGCCUACUGUCACGAUUGUCAGCAAAGGAUCAUCCAGCGAACACGAGCGACAAACAUCAUUUGAGUCAAGUACGGUCUGUACUUCUUUCGGUGACGAGCUGCUUUCUUGUUUCGCCCACGAGGAGAUACGCCCCGAUGGCACGCCAGCACGUGAAUAUGCAAGAGACGAUUGCUUCAAUCGACUCUGUGGCCAAGAAUACCAAUUACCCAAUCGUGUCCAGGCUAAUCUGCUGGUGCGAGUUGCUUCUCGCUACAUCGUCAAUGAUUAUCAUCAAUUUCAGAUGAAGCCUUUCAUGGAAAAGCUUGACCAGCUAUACCGGGACGCUUCAAUCGGCGAAAGAAGCAACGAUCCGGUCUGGAUCUGCAAAUUCUUUGUCGUUCUUGCAUUGGGUGAGCUAUAUACCAACCAAAGUCAAGAUCGGAACAAAGAAACGAAGAACAGUAUUCCAGGCACCAACUACUUCCUGACCGCCAUCGGAUUGCUACAAGAUCUUUACGAAGAACCUAGCGUGCAGCAGAUCGAGAAUCUGCUCUUGUUCUCUUUUUACUCCAACGCCCUCGGACGCACAAAUUCAGCUUAUGUCUACGGUGGCAUCGCUCUUCGAUUGAGUCUGAUCCUGGGACUACAUCGCCGCAAGCAGAUCGAUCAGAUACACGAUGAAGUAGAACUCGAGAAUAGCAGGCGUGUCUGGUGGACAGUCUAUACCUUUGACCGGAUAUACAGCUCACGUCUUGGUCGUCCUGUCACAAUCCACGAUACCGACAUUGAUGUUCCCAUGCCUUCAUCGAACCACCUAGAUCCUAUUAAUCGCAAUAAAUUCGAAGCUCCGGAUCAUCUUUGUGCUAACAUUCGACUUGCUCGCAUCACAGGCCAGAUCCUGAAUGACUUGUGUGGUGCUGCUUCUCAUGAUAAUGGUUCUUUCCUAUCAGAAGUACGGAGAAUUCUUAGGGAUCUGCGCUCGUGGGACAAGGAAUUGCCUGAAAGUCUGAGGUGGAGGUUGGGUGGACCAAGAUCAUUGUCGUCCCUCCAUCUACACUUCAACCUGUGCAUUAUCCAAACCACCCGCCCGGUCCUGAUGCACAUGUUCAAACGAAGAAAUCCUUUCAGGCAACACGCCGUACCAAAUAACGCUACACUAAACGCGAAAUCUCCAGCUUCCCUACUGGACGUCACGAAUCAAGCAGAGAGUGCUCAAGCAUUCCCCCCAACGACACUCGCGCUCGGCGAAGCCUGCGUGCAGGCUGCACGUGCAAGCAAUAACAUAUUGACACAGUGUUUUAUCGACAACUCUCUCGCAGUGUUUGGCUAUUUCGACGCCCAUUAUCUUUUCAGCUCCACCCUGAUUCUUAUCAUGUCCGCGGUGAUGGAGCCAAAUCCCAGAGAUUCAGACGCAGUCCAGACCGCACUGAAUCUACUCAACACCAUGCAGAACUGCGGGAACGUUUCUGCAAAAGCUUACUAUAUUCGCUUGGACUGCAUCAAAACGCGUAUAGCCAAGCUCAAAGGCGACAUCUCUAGAAAGGAUGGUGCUACCGCUACCAGAUCCUUGACCGGUCCAGGCAUGUCCGCUGGGGAAGUUGACCAGAAUGUGAAUAGUCUAAGUCAAGAACCACCGGCAACACUGCUUUCCCACAACAUCUUCUCAGCGCAUAACUCAAGUGAAGAGCUAUGGCUCUCGAAUCCAUUUCCAUAUGACGAAGCGACAGACAAGCACUUGGCCUUGGAUUUCGCAGCCGACCCUCUCGACAAUCCUUUCAUUCGUAAUUUUCUCAGCGAGAUUGAUGGCGGAGACGGUUUUAAUGGCAUGACGUCGACCCUGGGCAACAAUUUCAGUGUCGGAGAGACUUGGGGAGUCGAUCUGGACCACGAUUUGAUACACUUCUGA
Aureobasidium pullulans EXF-150 is the source of this 2235-nucleotide messenger RNA. RefSeq lists its product as uncharacterized. The transcript has 3 exons. Gene Ontology annotation, molecular function: DNA-binding transcription factor activity, RNA polymerase II-specific; sequence-specific DNA binding; zinc ion binding. Gene Ontology annotation, biological process: DNA-templated transcription; positive regulation of transcription by RNA polymerase II. Bases 1 to 2235 code for a protein of 744 amino acids. Gene Ontology annotation, cellular component: nucleus. The record is from RefSeq and is a predicted model, not a curated record. Lineage: Eukaryota; Fungi; Ascomycota; Dothideomycetes; Dothideales; Saccotheciaceae.